AUGCAAUAUUUUCUAGAGCACUUAACUGAAAUACCUUAUUUGCAUUUCACUAAAACACCAAGAGAAAUUGAAACAAUAACGAAUGAAGAUUUGGUACUGAAAUGUGAAGCUAUUGGUAUUCCACCACCAAUCAUUGAAUGGGCAUAUAAUGGCAAGUUAAUGUAUGCUGUUGAUGAAAGUAAUGAUGUAGAAAAAGUGUACAAUGCUGGCUUAAGAACUAUCCAAAAUGGUGUGACUGCUUCAAAGAUAGUUAUACCUUGCACAAGCACUAAAACAGUCACACAGUACAAGUGUUUAGCAAAUAAUCAGCACUACAAAUUGGAAACAAUAACAACUAUUACAAAUGAAGGUAGCACAAAUUGCUCACACAAACUUUCUUCACCUGUAAUUAAUAUGUGGACCGAUGGUCGUUUUGAGCGAUCUGGUGCAACAGUCCAGUUGUUCUGUAGAAUUCAUGAUAAUUUGAAAUCAAAUAUCACAUGGUACAAUGAAGCAAGCGUCAAACUUGAAAAUGCUAAAAAAUAUAAAAUAAUGAAAAAUGGUGAUUUAAUCAUUCAUGAUACAGUAUGGGAAGACAUGGGAGUUUAUACUUGCGUUGCUAGCAAUGAAUUUGGUGAAGAUCGAAUUAUGGCAUUUUUCUAUCCCACUCAACCUUAA
Molecule: messenger RNA, 657 nt
Organism: Thelazia callipaeda (thelaziosis nematode)
Lineage: Eukaryota; Metazoa; Nematoda; Chromadorea; Rhabditida; Thelaziidae
Source: the annotation of a GenBank genome assembly